Molecule: messenger RNA, 5370 nt
Organism: Helianthus annuus (common sunflower)
Lineage: Eukaryota; Viridiplantae; Streptophyta; Magnoliopsida; Asterales; Asteraceae
Exons: 15
Coding region: 237-4871 (1544 amino acids)
Biological process (GO): protein deubiquitination
Molecular function (GO): cysteine-type deubiquitinase activity; protein binding
Source: RefSeq, a predicted model, not a curated record
UAUAGUCACACUUCACAAAACCACCUAAAGAUAAAAAACAAAACAAAACAAAAAAACCCUCUUUCCGUACCCAAACCACUCACCAACACCGAUCGCCGCCGUGUAACGCCACCAUCCACCACCAACACCUAGGGUUUCUCACUCAUGUCUCACUCUGACUACAUCAAUCAGUAACUCUCAUCUUCCUGUAUCUAUAUACACACACAUCAUCAUAUGAACUGAACUGCAAUUAACCUAUGGGGCGCAAAAGGCGAAACGCCGAUUCUCGCUCCAAAUCGGCGGCGACUCCUGCCGGAAAUCAUCCUCCGCCGUCGUUAUCCGCCGCUAACAACGGAGGCGUUGAUGUUGAGGUAAGUUCACUCACUACGGAACUAGAUUUAGGUUUAAAUUCAUCGAUACAACCACAAUUAAACCUAGAAAAUGAGGUUUCAGUUUCGAUUGAAUCUGACGGUUAUUCUGCUGUGAAAAUCGAGUGUGAGAAAGCGUUAAAUGCACUUAGACGAGGAAACUAUAAAAAAGCGGUUAGGUUAAUGAAGGAGUUGUGUGCGAAACACGAGAAUGGGAACUCCGCCUGUUUAGCGUUGGUUUAUCGAGUGCAAGGGACUGUGUGUGUUAAGGUUGCUGGUAUUAUGGAUGAUUUGAAUGCGAAACAGCGGUAUGCGAAGAGUGCGGUUGAGUCGGCGAGGAAGGCGGUGGUGUUGUCGCCGAAUUCGGUUGAGUUUGCGCAUUUUUAUGCGAAUUUGUUGUGUGAUACGGCUACUGAUGCGAAGGAGUUUGAGGAGUCGGUUAGGGAGUGUGAGCGUGCGUUGAUGAUUAAGAAUCCGAUUGAUCCUGGGAAGGAGAGUUUGCAGGAUGAGAGCCAGCAGAAGAUUGGUUUGGCGGAUGCGAGGAUUGAGCACGUGCAGAAUGAACUUCGUGUGUUGCAUCAGAAGGCGAAUGUUGGUAGUAUUUCGAGUUGGAUGAGGAGUUUAAAUAACGGGGAGGAAAACGUGAGGUUUUUUCCUAUUAGGACUAGGGUUGCUGAUGAUCCAAUGGAUGUACGAACGGUUCAAGGCAGAAGGAGUAAUGAUAUUAAGAAAGCGAGUAAAACUGAUGAGGAAAGAAAGAAGGAAAUUGAAGUUAAAGUGGCUGCAGCGAGGUUGUUGCAGCAGAAACUAGAGUCGUCCCAGUCCCAAACUGAAGGGGACAAGGGUCCGGAAUCUUCCACCGCGCCUAGUCAGCGAACAGGCGAACGAAGGAAAAGCGGUAAGGUGAAGAAGAAUGCAUCUACUAUUGAAAGAAAAGACUGUAUUCUCUCUUACUGGAAGUCGAUGGGUACAGAUUUGAAGAAAGACUUGUACAAGAUAAGGAUAACUGAUAUCAAAAACCAUUUUAAAUCGCCAAAAGAUGGGUUAGGAUAUGAAGUUCUUACCGAAGCUUUGUCGUUUGGUGCGAGUAAUAAGAGUUGGAGGUACUGGAUGUGCUGUCGAUGCAGUGAGAAAUUUGCAGACCCUGAAUUGCACAAGCAGCAUAUUGCACAGGAACACAUGUAUGGCUUAUCACCAAAACUGCAGACGUUGUUGCCUCUAGAUGUUGACAGUGAGUGGACUGAAAUGCUUCUGACUCAUCCUUGGAGAGCAUUGGAUACCGAUGCUGCAGUUAGAAUGAUCGAGUCGCAAUCAAAUUCCCCAGUUUCUAACGCAGACUGGUUCAGUGACGGUUAUGGUUACGCGGAUGCGUGGGAUUCACCAUCUGUACAAAAGAAGUACGAGGAUGGGCCAGAUGGCUGCAAUGGUAUUGCGAAGGACCCUGACUGUGUCCCGAUGGAAUGUGAUCAAAGCGAAAGUCGUAAGGGAUGUUUUAAUCCCGACAACUGGCCGUUAUCUGAUGACGUUGAGCGAACAAAGCUACUCGAAAAGAUAAAAACUUUAUUCCAGUUGCUUAUUAAACAUAAAUGUCUUGCAGCUAGUCAUCUUACCAAGGUUAUCCAGUUUGCAGUUGAGGAGUUGCAUCCUCAGCUUCUCAACUGCGGUGCGGAGCAAUCGCCUUUUUGUAUAUGCUUACUUGGCGCAACAGAGCUUCGGAAAGUGCUCAUGUUCUUGCAAGAGUUAUCUCAUUCCUGUGGAGUCGGUAGAUAUUUGGAAAAAGGGAAUGUUCUAGAAGAAUCGAACAGUGUCACUCAAGCGAACGAAAUGGCUGAAAAAUUAGUUUUGGAUCAAGAUGAUUCAUCUCUCUUGUUGAAUGCAAACACUUGCCAUGAUGAUGAUUCUUUCUUGUCCUGGAUAUUUUCGGGUCCCACAAGUCAAGAGGAGUUGACUCUCUGGACCCGUACUAGAGAUGAGAAUGUGCAUAAAGGGAUAGAGAUUCUCGAGAAUAUUGGUAAAGAAUUUUCACAUUUGCAGAGCUUAUGCGAUAGAAAGCUGGAGCAUAUGAGUUAUGAGGAAGCAUUGCAGCUAAUCGAAGAUCUUUGCUUAGAAGAAGAUAAGAGAAGAGAGCAUGAUACGGAGUUCGUUCACCAAAGUUACGAGUCUAUUUUGAGGAAACGAAGAGAAGAAAUUACUCAACAUGACAAUGAUGUUACACAUGUUAAUAGGUUUGAAAUAGAGGUCUUAACAAAUGUUCUUAAAGAAGCAGAUUCUAUGAAUGUGAAGCAGUUCGGGUUCGAGGAUACUUACGGUGGCGUGAAUGUGAAUAAUUCUCAUGUAUUUGACUUAGAAUCAGGUGAAGAUGAUUGGAGGGUGAAUGACUAUCUCCAGCAAUUGGAUUCUUGCGUAAAGAACGGAAUCCAGAAACAAAAAGAACAGUUGUCUAUCGAGCUUAGCAAAAUCGAUGCACGGAUCAUGCGGACUCUAUCGGAAAUUCAGAUGUUGGAAGCCAAGUUAGGCCCCUUAUGCGAGCAUGAUUUUGGACUCAUAGUUAUGCCUCUUGUGAAAUCAUAUUUGCGGGCACACCUAGAGAAUUUAGCAGAAAAAGAUGCUACAGAGAAAUCAGAUGCUGCCAGAGAAGCUUUCUUGGCGGAACUUGCUCUAGAUUCUAAAAAAGGGACCGGUGAUAUUCCAAAGCAUGUUAAUGAUAAAGUAAAGGAUAAAAGAAAGAACAAAGAAUACAGAAAAACAAAGGAUUCCAAGCCUACAGGUGCUAGUGAAUUACAUGUUUUACCGAAUGAGAAGGCAGAAAAGGCUUUCUUGGACCCACAAGUGAUAGAUGAACAAGUGAAUGAAAGUGUUGUGGAAGUUAGUGUUGCUUUCGAUGAACAGGAAGAUGAAGUCAGGCGUAGAAAGAUUGAGCUUGAAGAUGAGGAAAGGAAGCUUGAAGCGACAUUAGAGUAUCAGAGAAGAAUCGAGGACGAAACUAAACAAAGACAUCUUGCAGAACAACAUAAAAAUAGCUCAAGAAUGACACCAGUGAGCAUGGAACCCGUAAACCAAAGCAAUGGACUUUUGACCCUCCCAGAAGAUGGACUCUCAGAGAGGACUGGAACAAUGGAGGAUGGUGCUUUGCUAUAUGAGUCUAGAGCGGGAAGAAGAGGCAGGCGGCAAAAGAAUAUAACCAAGCUAAGUGACGGAAGACAACAACCUUUGUCAUCUGGAAAGGAGACUACUGAAUUUGGACGAAAUUCAUAUAGUGACCGGCUUCAAGCAGAUUCUUCUUCUGGAGAUAAUGAAAGAAGAAUAUUGAUGUUGCAAGCAGAAGACAAUGACGAAAAAAGGUUUCAAGCUGACCUAUCAAAAGCUGUGCGCCAAAGCCUUGAUGUGUUUCAUUCACAUAAGCAAUCUUCUUCAAUAUCCGGAUUGAUGAUACCCGAAGAAACGUUUAUAGAGGAGCAAGACUCUUGUGUUACAUCUAUUGAAGUUUCUCCAGAUAACGUAAACGGAAGUGAUGUAUAUGGUACAGGCCUGAAGAAUGAAGUUGGUGAAUACAACUGUUUUUUAAAUGUUAUUAUACAGUCCUUAUGGCAUUUGAGACGGUUCCGGGAGGAAUUUCUGAGCACGUCUACUUCUUUUCAUCUUCAUGUUGGUGAUCCAUGUGUUACAUGUGCUUUGUAUGAUAUAUUUAGUGCUUUAAGUUUCGCUUCUGAUACAAAAGUUCAAGCUGUUGCCCCUACUUCUCUUCGGAUCGCUCUUAGCAAAUUGUAUCCAGACAGUAAUUUCUUUCAGGAGGCACAAAUGAACGAUGCGUCUGAAGUAUUGGGAGUGAUAUUUGAUUGCUUACAUAAGUCAUUUACUUCCGUCACUGGCAUUUCCGGUACUGAACUAGUGGAAAACAAUAUCAUGGGCUCUUGGGAGUGUAUAAACAAAGCUUGUACAGCUCAUUCUAUUUUCGGUUUGGAUAUAUUCGAACGUAUGAAUUGUUAUAGUUGCGGGUUGGAAACUAGGCGUUUGAAGUACACUUCUUUCUUUCAUCAGAUCAAUGCAAACGCCCUUCGCACCAUGAAGGUCAUGUGUCCGGAAGGUUCUUUUGACGAGUUACUUAAUCUUGUUGAGAUGAAUCACCAAUUAGCAUGUGAUCCUGAGGAUGGUGGAUGUGGGAAGCUUAAUUAUAUUCAUCACAUUCUUUCUACUCCACCUCAUGUAUUUACUACAGUCCUUGGUUGGCAAAACACAUGUGAAAGUGUUGACGACAUAAAGGCAACUUUGGCAGCGCUAUCUACCGAAAUUGAUUUAAGCGUUCUUUAUCGCGGUCUUGAUCCAAAUAACAAACGCCGUUUGGUUUCAGUGGUAUGCUAUUACGGACAACAUUAUCAUUGCUUUGCUUACACCCAUGUUCAUCAACGAUGGGUGAUGUAUGAUGAUAAAACAGUGAAGGUAAUCGGAAGAUGGGAAGAUGUAGUUUCCGUGUGUGAAAAAGGGCAUUUGCAACCUCAGGUUCUUUUUUAUGAAGCUGUAAACUAAGUGUUCCAGUUUUGGCGCAAGCUUGUAAUAUAAGGAAAUUUUGUAGAAGAGUUAACCAUCUGAGAAGUUUUUACCCAGAAAAGUUGGAUGGUCAAAGGGUUAAGUCAACAAAAGUCAAUCAUCAUUCUAGUAUUAUCACAGAUUAAUAAAGUCACUUUCCAAGAAGUUGGACGAUCGAAGAAGCUUGUGAUUUCUAUUCUGGCUUACUUCUUUCCCAAGAAAUCAUUUUUGGUUGGAGCCGGAUAAAUCAGAAACUGGAAAAUGUUUGUAUAGAUCCGUGACUCAUCUGUCACCAUACGGUGCGGCCUUCAGUUGUGUACUCUGUGACUGCAGGUUGGACCAUUGUGAGAUUACUUUAACCAAUGGAACUGGUGGAGAACCUAGACGUAAAGAGGCCAUGCCUGUUUUUGUACUGCUACAUUAGGACUUAAAUAUUCAAACGUGUGAUAUCGUAUAGUUUUUUCAGACUUAUAGUUAAUUGCUCGGUUUGUUCGAUUUA